Molecule: messenger RNA, 3249 nt
Organism: Capronia coronata CBS 617.96
Lineage: Eukaryota; Fungi; Ascomycota; Eurotiomycetes; Chaetothyriales; Herpotrichiellaceae
Exons: 2
Coding region: 1-3249 (1082 amino acids)
Biological process (GO): regulation of DNA-templated transcription
Molecular function (GO): DNA-binding transcription factor activity, RNA polymerase II-specific; zinc ion binding
Source: RefSeq, a predicted model, not a curated record
AUGGGUGACGUGGAUUUGAAGCACGAGAGACCCAAUCCUUAUGCUCCUCCGCCGCCAAAUCCUAUCCACCGUAUGCCGCCAGCCGAGACCCCUCCGUUACACAGCUAUCAUCAUCCCCAUCAUCAUCCUCCGCCUACUCCAGGGCCAGCUAUGCCACCGCCUGCCCCGGCGUGGAAUCCAACUCCUUCGCCCUACAAUGACCACCCAGACCAUCGCCCUCCUUCAGACAUCUCGCAUCAGCCUCCGCCCUACCCAGCUCCUCCUCAACCCUACGCGCCUCCUCCGCCGCCGCCGCCGCCGCCUCCUCCUCCGGGGCAGGAGACUCCAGGUUAUCCUCCGGAUCCAGCUGCUUACGGACGCCCUGGCAGCGUCUCAGGCCCAUCGAGAUCUCCGGCCGACGUCCACCAACCGCAAUAUCAAUCGCCUCAGUAUCAGUCUGUGAGUAGUCAACCUCACGAACCUCCCUACUAUCCCCCAACCCCUGCGGACUACAGACCGCGUCAUGUGUACUCCGCUCCCGAAAGCCAGCCAAACGGAUCUCAUCAUUCUCCGCUUCACGUUGUGACUGGCCAUGAAAUGAUGCCCGGUCAGCCUGCCGGGCCACCUCCGCAGUACGGUCCUCCCUCGGCGGGGCCGCCUCCACCGCCGCAGGGCAACUAUUAUUACGAUCCAUACGGUGCGGCACAAAGGCGCAAGCCCAUCCGAGCAGCACAAGCGUGCGAUUCUUGUCGCCAGCGAAAGGCGAAAUGUGAUGAAGGUCGACCGGAGUGUCAACACUGCAAGGACAACGGCUUGAAGUGCUCCUACAGGGAGAUUCCGCCUCAGAAAUCGGAGAAACAAGCUCUUGCAAUCACCACGACGUUGGACUCUUUCACCGAGACUAUGACACGAAUGGUGAAGGCCCAGGACGAAAAGAUCGAUCUCCUGGUCACAGUCAUUGAGGAUAUGCGUACAGCCCUAGCAGGGGCACGAGAAUCCAAGACACCGGAUGAGCAGAAACAGCGUCCUGCUGGAUCAUCGAGAGCGUCCAUGCCGAACGAUACUACGUCCACUUUCCACCGGGGAACAAGUACUGAAGCAGCUUCCGCGCCGCAAGGUGCCAGCCAGUCCUCGAGACCGGAUCUCAAGGCCCGCCGUUCCAAUGAUGAGACGGAUCCGAUGGACUUUUCGAUGCCGUCUAAGCAUACCACGGCCGCGCAAAAUCUGCUCUCUUGGCCUUCAAUUAGGGCGCUCGUCCCCAGGGGCAUCCCGUCGACGUUUGUGGGCGACAAGGAAGUUGCUCGGGGGCUUUUACGGUUAUAUGGAUGCGGUGAGAGCGAUGACGCAGACAAUGAUGGUGAGGAUGCUGCAAGUCCAGGGAUAAGCACGUCGUCAGAUGGUCGGCGGGUGGACGAGGACGUCGCAUCAUCACCUUACGGAGUCUGGAGCAGCGGCCAAGUCAAUCAGUCACGGGCACUGAAUCAAAGCCUGUCCACUCGCGAGCACCCCGGCAGCGUUAGCCCUCAUGGAGGGUUGAUGCUAGAUUCCGACGCCGUGGAUCGCUAUUUCAAAAGCUAUUUGGAUAACAUCCACAUCCUGCAUCCCUUUCUCGAGCCCAAGGUCGUGCGCGAAAUGAUUGAGAAAUUCAAACGGAACUAUAGCUGGGACUAUCGGGCCACGCAAUCGGUGCCAACAUCCGGAGGCACCAAACGGAAACGAGAGACAACCGAUUCGCCAACUUCCAUGCAAGAGCCCAACACGCAGGGACCCAUGGGCAAUCGCGUCUCCGCGCGUGGGACAAUCCCUUCCAGCUCGCGCCGCAUUCAGCAUAAUGUCCGCAAUGCCAUAGUGCUACUUGUGAUGGCACUGGGAAAGGUAACUGCUCAUCGAGCUCCCCUGCCAGGUCCGGCGCCGGCGACCAACAUACGAAAUUCGACGCCGUAUAAUAACACACUAUAUUCGGAUUUGCCCAUACCACCUGUGCCAAUGUCGGCUCCCACAUCCCCCUUCAACAACCAAGCCGGUGUCAAUGGAACAAACAGCGGAAAGUUUCCCAGCCCGGCAUAUCCACGAGGCAAAAACAUGGACAUCAUCCCGGGCCUUGCGUAUUACAACAAGGCUACAGCCAUUCUGGGCGAGGAGCCAGGUGGCCAUACCAUCUUGCAUGUUCAAGCCUAUCUUUUGGCGGGAUUGUACAUGGGGCAGCUGGCGCGCAUCAUUCCCAGUUACGACUUCAUCAAUAGAGCCUGUGUGGCAACUCAGAUCCUCAUCGAGUCGACGGACUACGUGCAACAAACAAUGGAGCCUGCUCUCCGAAACUUGGUCAACUUUGCCUUUUGGUCAUGCUUGCAACUGGAGAGCGACAUCGCGGCGGAGAUGCUUCUUCCGUUGAGUGGCAUUACCCGUUAUGAAAGCUCCCACCAUAAAGAAAUGCCCACCAAGCUUACUCUGGAAGCCAUUCCUGAGACCAGCGACGAGGAAGAUAUCUUGCGUUAUUACUCGUACCAGAUUCAGCUGAGGUUGACGAUGAACAGUAUUCAUUCGACGUUAUACCGUGCUUCGAAAGACCCGCAAUCUAAACCAAGUUCCACCAUCAUGUCGAUUUUGGACGAGAAUCUAGAAGACUGGCGAAAGAUGCUCAAUGAUUGGGAUUGGGACGACCAGGACCACCAAAGUCCCAACAUCAACGUCGCGCGGAUGCGAGGCAAGUAUUAUGGGGCGAAAUACAUAAUCUGGAGGCCGGCCGUGCAGUACGCUCUCCAACAGGCGGAGGUUGCGCACCGAGAGCGAACUUCAGAAUCACCCGCCAGCUACGGCUUGGGAGGUGAGUUUGCUUCGCCUUCGGGGUCGCAACGCGCCGCCCCUGGGUGGUCGAUCAAUGAUCCGAGUCCGGAGAUGGAGGAAUUGCUCCGUGGCGCCAAAACGUGCGUCCAAGCUGCCAUUCGGAGUACAACCGUCUUUGACAAAGUCCCUCGCCGGCUUGUCGUGACCAACAUUUUUGGCACGGCUCAUGCGCAAUUUGGGAAUAUGCUCGUCCUCUAUGCUACAUUUACCUCGCCACACCCACGCCUCAACUGCCUCGUGGACGAGGGCACUCUCAAACGGCUACACGAUCGUACCAUCAGCAUUCUACGGGAGAAUGAGAACAUCUCACCUAUUCUGGCCAAGGACUGGAAAAUUCUGGAACAUGUGCGAAAUAAAGUGUUUCCGUCCCAUGCAAAUAGGUCGCAAGUGGCCCCCAGCACCUCUUCCAGCUUUUCCAGCCGGUGA